AUAUGGCCAGACUGGUUCAGGCAAGACUUACACAAUGGAGGGUGAAAGGUCACCUGACCCUGCCAUUGCUUGGGACAAGGACCCUCUGGCAGGAUUGAUUCCUCGCACUUUGCACCAGAUCUUUGAUAAACUGAGCGGACAGGCUGUGGAUGAGUUUUUGGUGAAAGUCUCGUUCAUCGAGCUUUACAAUGAGGAGUUGUUCGACCUCCUUGGUCCGGGAGAAACUCCUCCUAAGCUCACUACUCUGUAUGAAGACACCUCCAGAAAGGGGUCUGUUGUCAUCAAAGGACUUGAGGAGGUGAAAGUACACAACAAGGAUGAAGUGUACUCCAUCUUGGAGCACGGGUCGGCUAAACGUCAGACAGCAGCUACACUUAUGAAUGCCCAUUCCAGCCGCUCACACAGUGUUUUCAUGAUCACUGUGCACAUCAAGGAAACCACCAUUGAUGGAGAAGAGUUGCUAAAGAUUGGCAAACUCAACUUGGUGGACCUGGCUGGGAGUGAGAACAUUGGCAGGUCUGGUGCCGUGAACCAGCGGGCGCGUGAGGCAGGUAACAUCAACCAGAGCCUGCUGACCCUGGGUCGUGUGAUCACGGCCCUGGUGGAACACUGCCCCCCCACGUCCCCUACAGGGAGAGUAAGCUUACCCGGCUACUACAGGACUCCCUCGGAAGGCAGGACCAAAACCUCCAUUAUCGCCACCAUCUCACCUGCUUCCUCCAACUUAGAGGAGACCCUCAGUACCCUGGACUACGCUCAUAGGGCGAAGAACAUAACAAACAGGCCAGAGGUCAACAGAAAACUCAGCAAGAAACACCUCAUGAAGGUAGGAGUUGCAUUAUCUUAA
This is a messenger RNA of Branchiostoma belcheri (Belcher's lancelet), 847 nucleotides long. RefSeq names its product kinesin-like protein KIF11. Gene Ontology annotation, cellular component: spindle microtubule; nucleus. Lineage: Eukaryota; Metazoa; Chordata; Leptocardii; Amphioxiformes; Branchiostomatidae. Gene Ontology annotation, molecular function: ATP binding; plus-end-directed microtubule motor activity; microtubule binding. Gene Ontology annotation, biological process: microtubule-based movement; mitotic spindle assembly. The transcript has 7 exons. The annotation marks the transcript as partial. The record is from RefSeq and is a predicted model, not a curated record.